UCUAAGGACAGGAGGCGUUGGUUCGACCGGAAGUGGUGCCGUCAGGGAUGUCAAGCGGAGACUUGGUGCGACGUUCGGGACAGGGCUGGUGGCGCUACGCGUUAGCGGACUCGCGUGGCUGGGCGUGAGGCGAGAAAGCAGAAAGGAUCCUCCACGCUUAUAUAAGAUUGUUCGUAUGACUCAGUCUCUGAGACCACAUCAAGAGUUCCAACAUCUAGCAGCUCUAUCACCAGGACAGACCCUCUAAAACUAAUCCUAACAAGUACAUCUAAAGUUUUCUCCUUCACAGGUUAAGGCUACUUUUCCAKAUAGUCCAACCACUAAGUCAGGAGUUUCCAAGGGCAUUUACCUCACCUGUGGAAAACUUCAGAUCCUUGCCUAUCAGAUGUUCUUGACAACUCAUCCCAUCAUCCCCAUUCUACAUAAGUUUCCAUACCAGCGGACAACCAAGACAACUGCUGAGCUUUUUAUUACCAAGUAGAUUUAAUGUCACUGCCAACAAAACGGAGUGGACAAAGUGUCUCUUGAUAAUAUCACUACCCGUUGAAACUACGCCAAGAAAAUCAGCAUGCCUAGUUGAGGACCCUUCUCUUCUUGGGUAGUCAGGAUUUGAAGGAGAUACUCUGACGUGUGCCACUGGUAAGUGACUAACAAUUUUACUCGCUGAACUGGUCCUGAGACUAAGAUGUCUACCUUGUAAGUGAAGAAUAUACAUCAUAAUCUUGAAGAACUGCACAGUGGUGUAGGCCAGAGGCAUACUCUGUGUGUAUAAUGGACUGACAAAUUAAUCUUGGUGAAAAGAUUUGUCAUCUUAUUUCUAUUCGCCAGUGUUAGUCAUUGUUCUGCUGGCUUAGAUUGUUAACCUUUUUCUGGUUUCUUACUUUUUUCUUAAUGGGUCCCAGAAAUCCCUCUCCUGACCCUUUGUCAGAAUCAGAAAGUGAGGAAGAAGAAAACAUUAGCUACCUAAAUGAGAGUUCUGGAGAAGAGUGGGAUUCCUCAGAAGAAGACGACCCCAAGGUGCCCAACCUAACACCUCUUGAGAGUCUUGCCUGGCAGGUUAAGUGCCUUUUAAAAUAUUCUACAACUUGGAAACCUUUAAAUCCUAAUUCCUGGUUGUAUCAUGCUAAACUCUUGGAUCCAAGUACACCAGUUCAUAUACUUCGAGAGAUAGGUCUAAGACUCUCCCAUUGUUCCCAUUGUGUCCCCAAACUGGAACCAAUUCCUGAAUGGCCCCCUUUAGCCUCUUGUGGAGUCCCACCUUUUCAAAAGCCCCUUACAAGUUCCAGCAGGCUUUCUAGAGAUCAUGCCUCUUUAAAUGGAGCACUGCAGUUUGCUACCAAACAGUUAAGCCGAACAUUGAGCAGAGCUACUCCCAUACCUGAAUACUUAAAACAAAAUCCUAAUUCAUGUGUUUCUGGUUGUUGCUGUGGCUGGCUAACUAAAACAGUAAAGGAAACCACCCGCACCGAACCCAUCAACACUACUUAUUCCUACACUGACUUCCAAAAGGCAGUUAACAAACUCCUAACUGCUUCAUUAUAAAGAUUACCGUUCACCCUGAUAUCUCUGAUGUUGCUAUUUGAAGUGGGAGUCCAAAAUUAAUUACUACACAGGCUAUAGCUGAGAAAGAAAUGCCUUCUCAACCAAAUUGCCAUGUCCUAACAAGCUAAAGCACCCAAGGGCCCUGUAUUUCAGCUAUACAAAAUAUGUGUGGUAAGCAUACCUUCUGACAAACCCUAGAGAUAAAAUGAGAACUUCAGUAAAGAAUUAGUCAAAAGAAAACAUAUUUUAAAAGCUAACUUGAAUAUUCUCCACAAUUAGUAUUCACCCUACUUCAUUUUGUUCUGCCUGCCUGAAUGUACUUGUUAGAUGUCUGGUUAUUAAUGGAUAGGAAAAAAUAAACCAUCACCCUUUUGUUACUGAAUCAACAGAACAGACUGGUGGGAUUCAACCACCAGAAAGCAAGAAAUUAGCUACUCCCACUAAAAUCUUUUCAAGUAUGAUCUUCUCAACAUUCAUUUCUACAGCAGUAGUUAAAGUGAGUAAUUACAUGAGCAAAAGUGAUAGGAAUGUGGAUUUUUCUCUCAGGUUUUAUAUCGAUAUACCUUUUGGGGUUCCUGUUUUUUAUGGGGAGUGUAUUUUCAAAAUUAACCUACGAACUCUAAACCUAUUAAGGUAUCUGCAUUUACAACUUGAACAUUCUAUAUCAUAGGCUUUUACCAGGCUUUCUGUGUCUAAAUUGGCCCAUAAUAUCAUCCCUUGAAUUAUAACAGUCCACUAUUCUGUAGGGAGUAUGUUUCCUGAAUCUUGGCACUCAGACUUUUGUCAUGCGCAAAUAAAAUAUAUUCAAAAAAGAUAAAAAGGAUUAAGAGAGAAUAUGGUUUCACUAUCAACUGGUAAAAGAUUAAAACAUUUCAACUGUAUUACAUUUCAUGGAGCAGAAAUUUAUGCCCUUUCCACAUCCAUUGCAAACAUUUCAAAAACCCUUCUAAUAUUAAUGAAUCAGCCUAACACAUCUGAAAUUAAGCAUUUUAGCAGCAUUUUUUAAGUAGAUUAACUUCUGAUUUUCUUCUGACUGAAUAAGAGUAUAUGCCUUUGAGUACAUUGCCUAUGAUUCUACUAUGAGCCAAAACAUAGAGAUCAACAAAAAUAAAAUGCAUGAGACCAUUAAAUUUUUUGACAUAUCCUACAAUAAAAAGUGAAAUUUGUGUGUCAUUGUGGAUAACUGGGCAUCUAAAGGGAAUCAUAAAACAUAUUGUUAAAAAUGUAUCAUAUAUUCUCUUUAUUUUAGUUUUGCUUUUUCUUGUUCUCCAUAAUUGCUAUGUACAAGGUUGAAUAAAAAAAAUAAAGCAGUGAUGCAAUCACAAAUUUUGUAAAUAUAUAAAAGCUUAAGGAGAGCGAACAAUGUUUAUAACCUAAUAAGUAUUUCUACUGAGCUUUAGUUAUCCUGUCUUAAGGGGGAAAAUAAGAGUAUUAUAGUAAGUAGGGGAAAAAAAAACUUGUUCAUGGUAAUUAUUGACCUGGACCUAUAUCAUACUGUUAGUAUAACUGAAUGUAUCAGAAACUGUUCCUAUAUAGAUGUUCUGUGAAAUUGGUUUUUAAAACGUUACAAAAUCUGUUUUCCUUUUUUUUAGGGGUAAAGAUUGGAGGAGGUAGGAAAGAAAUCUGAAAAUUAAAAUGUGUUGUUUAUGUAUCCAUAACAUGUUUGUGUGUGUGUGUGUGUGUGUGUGUGUGUGUGUGUGUAAAAGUGCCUUGCUUGUGAAUGCAUUUUUGCUAUUCACUCCAAAAAGGAAGCCUUUUUCCACCUUGGCAGCUGAAUAAACAAACAUCU
This is a messenger RNA of Urocitellus parryii (Arctic ground squirrel), 3331 nucleotides long. RefSeq names its product DDB1 and CUL4 associated factor 16 (gene Dcaf16). The record is from RefSeq and is a predicted model, not a curated record. NCBI's taxonomy places the organism in Eukaryota, Metazoa, Chordata, Mammalia, Rodentia, Sciuridae. Gene Ontology annotation, cellular component: Cul4-RING E3 ubiquitin ligase complex.